Messenger RNA from Nomascus leucogenys (northern white-cheeked gibbon), 597 nucleotides. Its product is annotated as putative ubiquitin-conjugating enzyme E2Q2-like protein. NCBI's taxonomy places the organism in Eukaryota, Metazoa, Chordata, Mammalia, Primates, Hylobatidae. Bases 272 to 511 code for a protein of 79 amino acids. The record is from RefSeq and is a predicted model, not a curated record. The transcript has 3 exons.
GGGACGGGAGCCGGGUAGGGGCAGCCCUUUCCCAGGCGGUAGUGGGGGCGGUAGUGCUGUUGCCCUUUUAAGCUGCGGCUUGACGGGAGCAGCGCCUCCUGUCGGUGGAGUCUGUUACAAGGGGAGCAGCCGCCCAGGCCGCCACACAGCUCCCCGCAGAGGCCUCGGUGCCCCUUGCCAUUUUCCAGCCCUACUCCGACUAGAGUGGAGGCAGCGGGGAGAGGCGGAGCCGCGAGAGCGCCGCCGAGAGGUCCCGCGGGUGGUCGCGGCCAUGACAGCGGCUCCCGACCGGCUCACCUUCCGCACCCCUCCCGCCAGAGUCAGGUUUUCCUUGUUCCCGCAUGUGCGUGUUCAGCCAAUCGUUUUUAAGGAGAAACUAACAAUGAAAACGGACUCGUGGAUGGAGGAAAAGUUGGAAUGCAGCCUCUGGUGCUGUUUGAGCGAUCCCUCUCCCCCGGACAGCUGCUGUGUUCUGGAAAGGCGCAUUGUACCGUGGAUGCAGCAAGGCUGAAGAAGGGCCUACUCGAUAGAAUCAGUCAUCAUGCAAAUAAAUGCCACCUGAGUCAAAGGCAAAGCCAGAGUGCAGCUUGGAGCAAA